UAGAAUUUAUUAUUGGUAGAAACACUCGAGCGAGCUCGACCGCUUGCACGCGGAUAUGACCUCGUAACACUCAUCGGAGACUCGUAGAGACGAUCGCACUGAAAAUGGGAAAUGGAAAAUGCAAACGAUGAUAACAAUGACGUUCGUGCCCCGCGGUCGUAACGCGCGCGCACGUCAAGGCGUUCGAACGCCUUGAAUUCCCCGCUUGGCGUGUUUCUUUCACCUUCUCCUACUCCUCCUACGCCUUCUCUUCGUCAUUAUUUUUUUUCUACUUCGUCGUCUUCGCUUUUCGUAUUCGUCUUCUUCGUUAUCAUUAUCCUCGCCUUCUCCCACAUUUUCUUUCUCUUAUUCUUCUUUCCUUGUUCAAUUACACGACGGUACGCGUCAACAGGCGCCUUAUCGACAUUACACCUGGACAAGCAAACCGAUAAAACUAUCGACGUAUUCUCGAAAGGGAGUAGCCACAUCGGACGAGUGUCGAUGCAGCAUCGACGAAUUUAUAGAGUUCUGAAAUGCGGGAAAGUUCUUUUUGGAAAAUUCAACGAAUGACGAAGAAGCUAAACAGAAACACUCUUAACUAAGAAAGAAAAAAGAAGAGAGGAAAAUUCUUUGGGAAAGAUCGUCGAGGUAAAGUUCAUGUUGAAGGAAAUCCGUCUGAAAAGAAGAUCGGAGGAUUUUAUGGUGAAAAAAAAAAAUCUCAAAAAAUCGGAACGUCUUCUGGGUAUCGAAAAUUUGUAGAUCUUAGUGACCGAUGGACGUGACGGAAAAGUGACAGCAUCGACAUUGCGGAAAAAAGUCAGCUGCUAAAGUUUCACAACAUUUCUUCAAAUCAUAAUAAGGAAGGAAGCAGUGUGGUCGAGACGAAUUCGCAAGACCGGAAUUUUCGAAUAUUUGCUUCACGUUUCGCGAAACGUUUCCGAAAAAAAAAAUAGAUAAAUAGAAAUAAACAAAAAAUGAAGAAAAUAUAAAUAAAUAAAUAAAGAGAAAAGAAAAGAAAAGAAAAGAAAAGAGAAGAGAAGAGAAGAAAAGAGAAGAGAAGAGAAGAGAAAAGAAAAGAAAAAGAAAAAGUAAAUAAAAUAAAAAGAGAAAGAAAGAAAGAAAGAAAGAAAGAAAGAUAGAUAGAAAGAAGGAAAAAAAAAGAAAUCGAUUAUAAUUUCGUUCGUGUUCGUCUGAGAAAAUCUCGACGUUUGCGUUCCCUUGUAAUGCGCAUGAAAAGUAUUCACGUGCGUAGGACGACGCGACGAGAAGCGAAAUACGCAAAGACCGGUAACGUUUGGGAAAGGACGCCGACUGCAUUCCACCCGAAUGAAUUCACUGACCGGAUCUAUACGGACCAGGUGGCUUGCGUCACGGCUUUUCUCAAGAUAAUGCGAAGCCUGGAAAGAUUGUCUGGUAGCGAUCAGGAUUGCGGUGAUCAGGAGAUGUACAUCGAUUUAGACGACGCUUCCGUUGACUCGCUUACAGGAAAACGCAGUCGCCAUCAUGUCGUUGGCACCGAGGUGGGCGAGGAAAGUGACAGCAGCGGUAGCGAGAGAAGCCCGAAGCAAGCGAAAAGAAGAAAUCGCGGUGGACCACCGACGACACGGAGGCGGAAGAGCGGAAUUUCUGCGCGCGAGAGAAACCUCAGAAGGCUCGAGAGUAACGAGAGAGAAAGAAUGAGGAUGCAUUCGCUUAACGACGCGUUCGAGCAAUUACGCGAAGUAAUACCACACGUCAAAAUGGAGAGGAAGUUAAGCAAAAUAGAAACACUAACAUUGGCAAAAAAUUAUAUAAUGGCAUUGACAAACGUGAUAUGUGAGAUGCGUGGCGAGGAGCAGCCCUACACAUUCGUCGACGGUGAAUGCGGCUCGAACAGCGGGGACAGUACAGGUCAAUUGGAACUGAGCGGUGGCGAGCAACUCGAAGAGGCAUCACCAGCGUCCAUCCUCGAGACAAAUAAUAAUAGCUUAUUGCACGAAGAUUUGGAACGCAGGAUACCUUAGCCGCCUUAGCUUUGGAAAGCUAAGGAUCGCUUCUUCACGAUAAGAUCCCGGUAUUCAGCGAAGCAUUCAUUCUCUACGACUGUCAGCAAAUUCGAUUUGCAAAGCAGGAAGCGAUACCUCGCAGGAAAGUUAACCAAAAAGGCAGAGAAACGAAGGACGAUGAGGAGGAAAAAGAAUAAGAAGGUGAUAAAAAAAAGAGGAAGAUGCGAAACGAUCUUUCGACUCGUAUGCACGGAUAAAAGUGAGCGGGGGAGAGAGAGAGAGAGGGAGAGAGGGAGAGAGAGAGAAAGACGACGAUAACUUAUACAUAUACAUAUACGCGCACAUAUAUAUAUAUAUAUAUAUAUAUAUAUAUAUAUAUACACAGGUAGUUACUACCAUUACGAAUCAAUUCGUUCCAAUCUCUCUUUCAUAAAGUGAAAACUCAUAUUUCCUCUAUAGACGUAAUGUUAUUAACAUAUUUUUUUUAUUCCUGACGAUUAAUUUCUUUCUUUGGAAAUCUUAAUAGUAUUAAAUAAUGGAGUAUAGAUCAUUUUGAUAUUAUAUUAAUAAUUAGAAAAAAAGAAAAAAAAAACAAAAAGUCGAGAACUACUUGCAUAUGUAUAUGUGAGAUAUAUGUGUAUAUAUUCGGCUAAUUCGCAAUUAAAAUGGUCGUCGUAAAACCGAUCGAGAUUUAUCGAGGACUAUGCAAUUUGAUUUUACGACGCACUCCGUCCAAGGCCGACUUCAAGAGAGAGAUCUCUCGAAGGUCGACCGGCUGAGAAGUUCGGCGAAAAAAGAGCGUCCGCGCGAGCAGCGGAUCCGUUUUAUACUUUCCCUUCGUUUUCUUCGUUCUCCGCGAUGAUACUUCAACUUGAGUUGAAUUUUUGCGUAACUUUGCGAGCAGUUGACGAUCUUUUUCUUUUUUUCUUUCGAAGGAAUUUUCAUUUUAUUCUUAUAAUCUUAAAUGACGAAAUCCAAGAUAGUUCGAUGAUGUUGAAGAACGAGCGACUAAAUUUUUUUCUUUUUUUUUUUUUUUUUUUUUUUUUUGUCUUUAUUCGAAACACCAUGGAAUCGUAAAAUUCUUUCGGCAUUUACGUCGCGAUGCAAAUAAUAAUAAUAAUAAUAGUAAUAGUAAUAAUAAUAAUAAUAAUAAUAAUAAUAAUAAUAAUAAUAAUAAUAAUAUUAAUAGUAAUAUUAAUAAUAAUAAUAUUAAUAAUAAUAAUAAUAAUAAUAUUAGUAAUAAUAUUAGUAAUAAGAUAAAUCCUCAUACUCGCAUUCGUUCGCGUUCCCGUUCUUCGAUGUAAAAAAUAACAUAAUAUUAAUUAAACCGUCUUAACGAAUCGCGUCGGAACCAUUAUGCGAGAAAGAGAGAGAGUUGUGACAGCUGAUAACACAUCCGAUAUCUCGCUAGAUAUCCUUUUCGGAUACACGCGUAACCAAUAACUAAAUAAUAAGUCUACGUGAUCGUGUUUGAAAAAGAGAAUUCCAAAUUUACUUCAUUAAUAUUAUUUAAAUAUCGUUCGUAUGUCAUUCUUUCUUUGACUUCGAUAUUAUCUAACGUCAAAUUUUAUUAAGUAUCGAAAUAAGAAGUUCAAAAUUCCAUCGAAGAAAAAUUCGUCGAUUAAACAUCAUUAAAUCGUUUCUUGAAACUUUCUAUCGCUUUUCGUUUCGAGGACUUUCAAAGGCGUUAUUGACAGUCAUGUUGUAUCGAUCAGAGUGAGAUGAAAAAAAGAUAGAAGAAAAAAAAGAGAAGAGGAAGAAAGAAAGCGAAAAACUGUGAUAGAAUUUCGUAUUAGAAACUCAUUUCGUUCCGGACGAAAUCCUGUGAAGUUUAAAGAGUUGGGUGCUGAAAUUCGUGCCGUGUUGAUCCUUUCAGAGGGUUCAUCGACAAUCUUUUUUUCCAUCUCGUUCGAGUGCCUGCACAUUACGAGGGAAACGUUCGUCCGAAAUUAAAAUGAACGUGCGACGUACGACAAGUGAUAAAAAGAGAAAAAUAGAAGAAGAAGAAGAAGAAGAAGAAGAAGAGGAACAGGAAGAAGAAGAUGGAAAAAAGAAGAUAAAAAUGCGAGCAAGAAGGAAGAAAAAAAAGUAAGGAAAAAAAAUGAAGAUGAGCGAGCAAUGUUCUUUUUAAAAUCGGUGUACGCGACGGACUAUAAUCGAACGCGCAAAUCUUGUAUUAUUUCGAGAAUAGGGACCAGAAACUUCGAUUUAAGUUACCAAGCCUCAUAUAUUCGUCGAGGUUGAUCGCAUAAAUUGCCUCGUGCAAUCGAGUUACCAAACGGCAUCUCUUUUUUGAUAAAAAGGGUAAAAGAUUAUCGAGUAUCGUAUACCCAGCUAAUAUUUUCGCGCGUAUAUAUUUUGUUAAGGUAAAAUUCUCUCAUAUCUUCUCUUGUCUAAGGGGUUUUUGUACUCUACUCGUACUCACCUUAAUUUCUUCUUCGUGCAUUUAUCUUAGUUUAUUAUCUUUAAUUCUCCUUCUAUACGAUAAUCGCCUUGCUACUCGAAUAUAUUUUUGAGUGCUGGUGCAAUGCGCCACUAUGGACACUUUAUUUAUAAUAUAUGCGGAUUACGACGCAGGUAUGUAUGUAUGUAUGUAUAAAUGAAUGAAUGAAUGAAUGAAUGAAUGAAUAUAUGUAUGUAUGUAUGUUGUAUGUAUGUAUAUACGUAUGUAUGUAUGUAUGCACGUAUGCAUACAUGCAUUCAUGCAAGUACGGGAUAUGAUCGAGAGUAUUCGACAAAUUCACAGAGAAUAUCUAUCUAUUUUAUAAUCGUUCGUAUAUGCGUCUAUCCUUGUACAGAGCUUAUCAAAGUAAGUGAUCAAACUUUUGAAGCAUUUUCUUUUCAUUGAUCCUCGAGAACGAAGAAAAGAUCUAUUGAUGUAGGUUCCUAAAAUGCGAAGCUUCAUUAACUCUUGACUUCAUCCAAAUUUUUAUUUCAACGAUUAGUAAAAUAAGCUUCCAAAGUUCGUUCACUUGCUAUAGGAAAACUCUGUAUAUACUUCGAUUAUUGUAUACGUGCUGAUAUCGAUAGAAAUAAUUCGAGUGUCCUUUUGAUAUAUCGAAAGGAAACAUGUAUCAUUUAUAUACGCACACGCGUGCGUGCGUGCAUCACACAUUCAUUAAUUCUCGACUUAAACAUAUACCGGGAUGAACGCACAUAUGCAUAUAUACGUACAUACAUAUAUAUGUAUAUAUAUAUAUAUAUAUAUAUAUAUAUAAUAUUAUAUAUAUAUAUAUAUAUUUGGAAUAUCUAUUUUUAAAAACAUUCUAUAUAUGUGUAUAUAUAUAUAUAUACAUAUAUGUGUGUGUAUGUAUAUACAUAGCUAUACAUACAUCGAGAAAGCAUAAUAUAUUGUUAUACGAUGAAGAGUCUCAAAAGUGCAAUGUUUUUUUUUUUUUUAGUCGUCUUUCUCAUUUAAGAACGAGACUUCGGAAAAUAUAAAGUCUCCUUACACUUAAUACAUAUAGAAAAAGGAAAAUCUAUCGUAAACCAAUGAUUAUUUUCUUUCGAUAGAAUAUUUCUUCCAUAUAGUUCCGAUCGUUGUAAUGGACGCGUGAAAAUUUUCGAUAUUUAAAAUUAUAAAGCCAUUGCGCUUUCCGUAUAAUUUUCCCCUAAUAUGCCAACGUUUUUGUUAAAUUUUACAGAUGCUGACGAUGUGAUUUGAAGAGCUCCUUUUAUAUUUCAAUUUUUUUUACUUUUAUUCCUUAUGGGAACGAGAGACAGGAAGUUGAAAAUAGCUACGACAGGAAUAUAUAGGUUAAGGGAAAUAAACAAUAAGGAGUUAUGACGUUCACUUCCCUUUCCCACUUUCAUUUAUCCAUGAUCAAUAGAAUGACUCUUAUCAUGAAAUUUUUAUAAAGAAAGUGCCAAUAUAUAUUUUCGUGAAGUCUUCUUUCAUUUUAUCAAGUUCUUAUAACGGUGGUUAAUUGAUCGAAACGGUUGAUAAUAAUACUGUAAAUAAUAAUGCAUGGUUUCGUCACAUUAUAUUUUGAUAAUUUAUAUAUACAUACAUAUUUUACGUAUGAAGGAAAGAUUACCCGCGCUUCCCCCACUCUCUCAAAAGAGACGAUAAUGCGUACGUUAAUCAAAAAAGAAAGAAAAGAAAAGAAAAAAAAAAGGAAAGAAAAUAAUUUUUUUUAAGUCUGCGUGCUCUUUGUGCGAGUUACUAUUCCCUUCGCUUUUAACAAUAUAAAUCAUACUUUUGUCUUCCACAUAGUUUGAAGUCAGCGAUAUCACGUUUUGGCUGUUUUUAAUACUCUAAGAUUAUAGGGACAUAUGUCAUGUAUUUUGUUAAUACUUCUCUCUCUACAAUCGCUUUAGAUUGUAAUCGAUUAUAUCUAGAAGAAUAUACAUCACUAUCUAUAAUAUUUUGCGCAUCUACAAUAACGUUCCGAUUGUAACGGUAAAGGUUUAUUUCAUUGACAAUAUACAAGGCUCGUCAUCGGUUAUAGUAUUACUGUAUAUUAACAACGAUUAUCACGAAAUAUUUGAUAAUCUUUACUUCCUAUUUCGAAGGUGAUAUAAAUGAUUUGAUGAACUAAUCGAUGUCAGAUAAGGCAAUAAAAAUGAUAUAUUUUUCAGCGUGA
This is a messenger RNA of Vespula vulgaris, 6550 nucleotides long. Its product is annotated as protein dimmed-like. Gene Ontology annotation, molecular function: protein dimerization activity. The record is from RefSeq and is a predicted model, not a curated record. The coding region runs from base 1203 to 1982 and encodes 259 amino acids. Lineage: Eukaryota; Metazoa; Arthropoda; Insecta; Hymenoptera; Vespidae. The transcript is spliced from 7 exons.